GACGAUAAAGGAACUGAACUUGUAUAAGAAACACAUCCGCGUUUAGCCACAGGGACCGAUAUUCAUGGUGAAGUUGAGGUUUAAAGUCAAAGUAGUUGCUCGUUUUCCAUUAUAGAAAAAAUGACUUCCGCUGAGAUGCACGUGGACACAUAUUUGUCGCGCAUCGGGUUUACUGGCGCUUCCUCGCUCAGCCUGCACGUGCUGCGGUCGGUCCACACCUGUCACCUGCUGUCGGUGCCGUUUGAAAACCUCACGGUACACAGCGGUGGGCGGGUUGAACUGGACCUUCCUCAUCUGUACCAGAAGAUAGUGAAGCAGCGCAGAGGGGGCUUCUGCUUUGAGAAUAACGGCCUGUUCUCGUGGCUGCUGUCCACACUGGGCUUCCAGGUGACCCUGCUCUCAGCUCAGGUGAAGAGUCAACUCACCGGUUUUUAUGGGCCCCCUUGUGACCAUUUGAUCAUCAUGGUGAGCCUUGAUGGGCACCGCUGGCUGUGCGAUGUUGGGUUCGGCGUCCCGGGCUUCAAGGCCCCCCUCUCACUGGAGAGCAGUGGCCCCCAGGAGCAGGGCCACAGAGUGUACCGCAUCAGAAAGCACAUCACGGGGAUGCACUUCCUGGAGUGGCAGCGAGAAGAGAACAGAGGGGUGGAUGGAGACUGGGCAGAGAUCUACAAGUUCACCCUUGAACCUCGUCUUAUGGAGGACUUUGCAGAGAUGUGCCUGUACCACCAGAGCUCCCCAUGCUCCAUCUUCUUCUGCAAGUCCCUCUGCACCGUCCUCACAGCGGGAGGAAGGCUCACCUACAUCGGCCGCAGACUGACCUGCAUCACAUUUCCUACAGAGCGAACAGAGUUGGAGACCACGACGAGGGAGCUUCAAGAUGAGGAGAUACCUGGUGUUCUCGCAGAGAAAUUUGGAGUUGUACUCAAUUCUCCACUCAUACCAAAGGACGAGACAAUCACACCACCGGCAGUCAUGUAUUGAUCAGCUUUACACCUUUAAACAUGGACAGAUUAUGAAACAAUGGCCCCCACAGAGACAUGGAAAAGGCCCCACCACCUCAAAACACGCAGACUUUAUAGUCGUUUUGUGUCUGUAGACUUGACACACCGCUGUUUUGUUUUUUUGUAUUCAUUUUGAGUUUCUUCCUGGUUGGUACUAGGGGUUUAAAUCACAAGACGAUAUUAUAUCGAUAUUAUUGUAUUUGCUGAUAUCACAGUUUAUGCAAUUUUGAUUCAAAAUGCUCAAUUAACAAUCAGUUACAUGUAUAUCAACUCAGAAAAAGCAAAUAAAGUAUGAUUUCACAAUUUUAUUACUGGGCACUUCCAGACAUUUCAAUGAAAAACAAUCUAUUUUUAAUAAAAAUAAAACUAGACCUCCUGUUCACUAUGAAGUGCCACAUCUCUCGUGUUUAAGCACCGUCUGAAUGUUUAAGGAGGUGUGCUUGGACGGAAAAAUGGUGGCAUGGUAUUUUCAAAAUAAAGGCGUAUCUCAAAGAUGAUAUGUAUCGAUGUUUUCACUUAGCAUAGAUGAUAUUGGAUCGCUCAUCAUUGAAUCUUCACAUCGAUCCAGAUUGAUGUAUCGCUACACCCCUAGUUGGUACGCGUCUCUUUGAUUGACACUUUGUAGGUGAGGGACCCGACACUCUGGCCCGCCUCGGCCCGGUCGACGGUCAGUAAUACAUCAAUAGGCAAAA
Molecule: messenger RNA, 1693 nt
Organism: Cottoperca gobio
Lineage: Eukaryota; Metazoa; Chordata; Actinopteri; Perciformes; Bovichtidae
Product: arylamine N-acetyltransferase, pineal gland isozyme NAT-10-like
Exons: 1
Coding region: 121-981 (286 amino acids)
Molecular function (GO): arylamine N-acetyltransferase activity
Source: RefSeq, a predicted model, not a curated record